AUAGUGAAACACUUUUUACCGCAAUUCUCCCUUUUAAAAAUUAGUUUAGAAGCGUUUUUUUUUCGCUUUAAAAACUAUCAAAAUGAAGUCAAAAACACGAAUUAACAUUCUCCUUAUUGCUUUAUUUUUCUCAAUUUUAAUUUCCUGGAUUUUCAACGGAAUUGCUCUUUUUGUGCCACAAUGGAAUAUGGAUUAUGUGGUAGUAAGAUAUGGGCAUCCUGGCCUUCUCCCGCCAAAUUUUCAGGCGAACCCGAUAUACUUCAAUGCGGUCACUUUGAUGAUGAUCCUAUCAUUUUGCUCAACUGUGUGCAUCUUCUUGUUUUACAUUUUGUCCGUAUUUGCAACAUUUCGUCGUUCAAAUCGUGCUUCCAAACUUGGUUUUCUGAUAAUUGCUGGUCUUGCACCGUUUACUGCAUUCCUUCAAAUAGGCUCAUUCAUUAUUAUUUUAAUCGGAUUCAGCGGGGACCCGACAACAGUGAGAAAUAA
Molecule: messenger RNA, 486 nt
Organism: Caenorhabditis elegans
Lineage: Eukaryota; Metazoa; Nematoda; Chromadorea; Rhabditida; Rhabditidae
Gene: Y14H12A.2
Product: Ovule protein
Exons: 3
Coding region: 181-486 (101 amino acids)
Source: RefSeq, marked reviewed